GUCAUGCAGCCAGAUCCCAGGGCUGAAUUUCCAAGCCCUGAAUCUGACUUCAUAACAUAAACAUGCGAGCACCUGGCGGGAGAAGAUAAAAUGAGCCUGGGAACUCAGGGGUGAAAGUAUAAACAAUUAUAAUUGCUGUAGUGUGGGGGGGAUAGAAACCUUGGUGGAAAUGUGAUCCAGAAGGUGGGGUUUGAUGAUGAUAUUUGCGUGUGAUAUUACGUUGCAUCAGAAGUGAUAAAAUUAGAUGUAUGUAAACAUUAGGUCAUUCUCGACUUUUCCAAAGUCAUGUAUUCUUCAAUAAAGAUUGUGUUUGAGAGCAGCUGUCUUUGAUCUGCGUUCAGACUGGUCCUUUGAAGUAAGCCUGACAUUAAAGUCGAGAAUCCCAUUUCUCACCCUCCUGCGGAAUUCGCAGUGAAGUGAUAAUGAGCGAGGAAGAAGAUCAAAGCCCAAAUGAGGCAGAGAGGCCUUUACAAGGGGCCCGGCCGAAGAGAGAAGAGACGCUGCAAGCCAUAGCUUCCUCUACGGGGUACCCCAAGCCGAACGGCGUGACCCAGAGAAUUCCCAGGCUCGGAAGAGGCGUCUCUGCGGCUGCAGAAACCAGUUGGGGAUCUGGAGGAAGUAUGCCGGAGACCGUGGCCCUGCGGUUAUCCAUCCUGGAAACUAAUUUAUCCAGGCUGUCGGAAACCGUGGGGAGAUUGGUGCCAUUAUUGGAAGAGAAUCUCCAGAAGGAGGCCAGCCGAUAUGGCGCCGAGAGAGAACCAAGCAAAGAAGGAGAUUGGAGCCAGAGGGGCCAGCGGGCGUCAACGCAGAGCCCCGUGGCGGCAAGGGACGAGGGAGAUGAGGAAUACUGGCAGGAGCUGCAGUUCCGGGACAGCAUGGCGCGAGAAGUGGAGCGUCAGCGAGCCCUGGGGACCCUGAGGCCGCCGUCUCCAACAGAGCUCCCAACCCCCCGAAUGGGCGUCGGGGUGGAAAGGCCACUGGGGCCAGGGAUCGGGUCCAGUGGAUUCGCAGACGAAGGCGGAGAGGAGCGGGGGUCCCAGGAAGAGGAGGAGGAUGUGCCGUACGACGAGGAAAGGCGAGAUGAGGGGGCUACAGCUAGGCCAGUAUGCGGAUGGGCGGAAGAGCCGACAGCGGUGGCAGACUUCCAGGAGCCGCGCAGAAUGACCACCGGAGUGGGGCGCGGCGUGUUCCAAGGAGCCGCCCGAGGAAACCUGAUGCAACCCUUCCCCAUGCCGCCCAGACAACAUCAAAGGGCUGCGGAAUGGAUGCCUAGAAGGGAAGAUCUCAAGCUGGAAUACGGAGGGGAAUCAGAUGAACUGAACUUUUUUCUGAUUAGCAUUAGAGGAUACAUGGAAGACAACGCACACACAUUUCCCUCCGAAGCAAGCAGGGUUCGAGCCAUCGGCAACACACUAAAGCGAGGAGCGGCCAGCUGGUAUGUGCAAUUGCAUGCCAGACGCGACCCAUGCCUGAGGUCAGUGCCCCGCUUCCUCGCCGCACUGGAGAACCGGUUCAGAGACCGGCUAGAGCAAUUGAGGGCUCGAGACCAGCUGAAAGGAAUAAAACAGAGGGACAAAACGGUGCCCGAGUACGCAGAGGAAUUCCUCCACCUCGCGGAAAGGGUACCGGAGUGGUCCGAAGUAACCAAAGUGGAACUAUUUAAAGAGGGACUACGCCCCGAGAUUUUCAGCUGGGCAGCGCACAGAGACGACCCCGAGACGCUCCAGGGAUGGAUUCAACUAGCGGGGCGCGUCGAAUCUACCCUGGCCCAAGUAAAGCGCUUCAGGAGCAGCAGCGGCCAGCAAAGACCGGUGGCGAGAGGUCGAGGAGAAACGAGGAAGCAAGAAAGACCCGGAGGGAGGCCGGGGAUUCCCUCCAGAGGAGACGACAACAAACCUAAACCGGGAUGCUUUGUAUGUGGGAAGACGGGCCACCGAGCAGCGGAAUGCUGGGCCCGGAAGGGGGAGCCGCCAAAAGCCCCAAAACCCAAGCCAGCAACCGGGAGGCGUGCGGAGGAGGAGGUGCAGGCCCCAGAAUCUUCGGAAAGAUUGGACUAUGGUGAAAGAAGAACCGAAGAGGAGGACGAAGAAAACGGGGGCGCCAUGUCAUGCAGCCAGAUCCCAGGGCUGAAUUUCCAAGCCCUGAAUCUGACUUCAUAACAUAAACAUGCGAGCACCUGGCGGGAGAAGAUAAAAUGAGCCUGGGAACUCAGGGGUGAAAGUAUAAACAAUUAUAAUUGCUGUAGUGUGGGGGGGAUAGAAACCUUGGUGGAAAUGUGAUCCAGAAGGUGGGGUUUGAUGAUGAUAUUUGCGUGUGAUAUUACGUUGCAUCAGAAGUGAUAAAAUUAGAUGUAUGUAAACAUUAGGUCAUUCUCGACUUUUCCAAAGUCAUGUAUUCUUCAAUAAAGAUUGUGUUUGAGAGCAGCUGUCUUUGAUCUGCGUUCAGACUGGUCCUUUGAAGUAAGCCUGAC
Messenger RNA from Anolis carolinensis (green anole), 2470 nucleotides. RefSeq lists its product as uncharacterized. The record is from RefSeq and is a predicted model, not a curated record. The coding region runs from base 423 to 2159 and encodes 578 amino acids. Lineage: Eukaryota; Metazoa; Chordata; Lepidosauria; Squamata; Anolidae. Gene Ontology annotation, molecular function: zinc ion binding; nucleic acid binding. The transcript is spliced from 2 exons.